AUGCCGAAAUCAAGCAUGCCAAUUACUAAGAAGCGCAAGGUCGCACCGGCGCCUGUAGAGGAGCCUGAGACGGCUAUCCCCUCAAGCCCAGAACCCAGCCCCGAAGCAUCUGAAGAAGCUGCAGAUAACGAUGCGGAGGCCGAGACUGACGCCGCAGCUGAGGCUACCCCGAAGAGCUUCAAAGAGCUCGGUCUCAUUGAUUCGCUAUGUGAAGCUUGUGACAAUAUGGGCUACAAGCAACCGACACCCAUCCAGAGCGAGACAAUUCCCUUAGCCCUCCAGGGCCGCGACAUUAUUGGACUGGCAGAGACAGGUAGUGGAAAGACCGCUGCCUUCACCCUUCCCCUCCUCUCUUUCCUUAUGGAGAAGCCCCAACCGUUCUUCGGUCUGAUCCUCGCCCCAACCCGUGAACUGGCAUACCAAAUCUCGCUCGCAUGCGAGUCCCUCGGAUCUACGAUCAACGUGCGAUCUGUCACUCUUGUCGGUGGUAUGGACAUGGUGCCACAAUCUAUUGCGCUUGGGAAGAAGCCUCACAUUAUUGUUGCCACACCUGGACGACUUCUCGACCACCUGGAGAACACCAAGGGCUUCAGUUUGCGCAAUCUGAAAUAUCUCGUUAUGGACGAGGCUGACAGACUGCUGGACAUGGACUUUGGUCCAAUUCUCGAUAAGAUUCUCAAAGUGCUUCCCCGUGAGCGCCGCACAUUCCUUUUCUCAGCAACACUCUCCUCCAAGGUCGAAUCCCUCCAGCGCGCAUCUCUCAGCAACCCCGCUCGUGUCUCGAUCUCGUCAAGCAAAUAUCAAACAGUCUCCACGCUGAACCAGACAUUCCUGCUUCGCCCCUUCAAGCACAAGGAUAUCUACCUUGUCUACCUGCUGCACAAGUACAUGGGUCAAUCUGCUAUCAUUUUCAUGCGCACAGUACACGAAACCCAGCGUAUCGCCUUCUUGCUGCGUGGACUUGGAUUUGGAGCAAUUCCUUUACAUGGACAGAUGUCCCAGUCUGCGCGUUUAGGUGCACUGGGUAAAUUCCGCUCUAAGAGCAGAGAGAUCUUGAUUGCCACAGAUGUUGCUGCUCGUGGUCUUGAUAUUCCAUCAGUCGACAUUGUGCUUAAUUACGAUCUUCCCAGUGAUUCAAAGACAUACAUUCACCGUGUCGGACGUACAGCAAGAGCCGGAAAGGCUGGUACCGCCAUCAGCUUUGUCUCUCAGUAUGACGUUGAGGUUUGGCAGCGUAUCGAAGGCGCUCUUGGCAAAACCCUCGAAGAACACGACGCACCCAAGGAGGAUGCAAUGGUCUUUGAGGCCAGUGUUCACGAGUCUCAGCGCGAUGCCAUCCAGGCUAUGAAGGUUUACGAUGAAAAGAAGGGUGCCAAGGGCAAGGGCAAGUUCAGCUUCAAGGGCAAGCGUGGUCGUGAUGCCAUGGAUCAGGAAGAAGGUUAA
Molecule: messenger RNA, 1443 nt
Organism: Penicillium salamii
Lineage: Eukaryota; Fungi; Ascomycota; Eurotiomycetes; Eurotiales; Aspergillaceae
Source: the annotation of a GenBank genome assembly